UUGUACAUGAUGAAUUGUGAACUUCUAGCCACAUGUAGUGCCCUUGGGUACUUAGAGGGAGAUACUUACCACAAAGAACCAGAUUGCUUAGAGAGUGUAAAGGAUUUGAUCCGCUACUUGAGGCAUGAGGAUGACACUCGCGAUGUGCGGCAACAGUUGGGGGCAGCCCAGAUCCUGCAGAGUGACCUUCUACCCAUCCUUACCCAACACGGCCAGGACAAGCCUCUCUUCGAUGCUGUUAUCAGGAUCGAUGAUGACGCCAGUGUCCAUGACCAGCUUCUCUGGGCAAUUCACCUCAGUGGCCUGGAUGACCUGCUUCUCUUUCUGGCCAGCUCACCUUCUGAGCAACAGUGGAGCCUGCAUGUGCUAGAGAUUGUAUCCCUUAUGUUUCGUGACCAGAACCCUGAACAGCUGGCGGGAGUAGGACAGGGGCGCUUAGCUAAGGAGCGGAGCACAGAUGUGGCAGAACUGGAGGUGUUGCGCCAGAGGGAAAUGGCAGAAAAGAAGACUCGAGCCCUUCAGCGAAGCAACAGACAUUCUCGAUUUGGGGGCUCCUACAUUGUCCAGGGGUUGAAAUCCAUUGGGGAGAGGGACCUCAUCUUUCAUAAAGGUCUCCACAAUCUCCAAAACUACAGUUCAGAUUUGGGAAAGCAGCCCCGAAGGGUGCCUAAACGUCGGCAGGCUGCCCAGGAGCUGUCCGUUCAGCGCCGCUCCGCCCUCAAUGUGAGACUCUUCCUCAGAGACUUCUGCUCUGAGUUCCUGGAGAACUGUUAUAACCGGCUCAUGGGCUCAGUGAAGGAUCACCUGCUGCGAGAGAAGGCUCAGCAGCAUGAUGAGACCUACUACAUGUGGGCCUUGGCUUUCUUCAUGGCCUUCAACCGAGCUGCCUCCUUCCGGCCAGGCCUGGUUUCUGAGACCCUCAGUGUCCGUACCUUCCACUUCAUUGAGCAGAACCUCACCAACUACUAUGAAAUGAUGCUGACGGACCGCAAGGAAGCUGCCUCCUGGGCACGUCGGAUGCACCUGGCCCUGAAGGCCUAUCAGGAGCUGCUGGCCACAGUGAAUGAGAUGGACAUGUCCCCAGAUGAGGCUGUGAGGGAGAGCAGCCGCAUCAUCAAGAACAACAUUUUCUAUGUGAUGGAGUACCGAGAGCUGUUCCUGGCACUCUUUCGAAAGUUUGAUGAGAGAUGUCAGCCACGCUCUUUCCUUCGUGACCUGGUAGAAACCACUCACCUCUUCCUCAAGAUGUUGGAGCGGUUCUGUCGGAGCCGUGGGAACCUGGUGGUGCAGAACAAACGAAAGAAAAGAAAGAAGAAAAAGAAGGUCCAAGAUCAGCCUGUUGCUUCUGGUAAUGUCUCCUAUAGCACAGGGGAACUAGAAGCUAUGUGGCCAUCCCUGGCCGAGCAGCUACAGUGCUAUGCCCAGGAUCCUGAGCUCAGUUUGGACUCCAUGGUUCCCUUUGAUGCGGCCUCAGAGGUGCCAGUGGAAGAGCAGCGGGCAGAAGCCAUGGUGCGGAUCCAAGACUGUCUCCUGACUGGCCAGGCCCCACAGGCCCUAACCCUCCUUAGGUCUGCCCGGGAGGUGUGGCCAGAGGGAGAUGUGUUUGGCUCUCAAGACAUUUCUGCAGAGGAAGAGAUCCAAUUGCUGAAACAGAUUCUCUGUGCCCCGCUUCCCCGGCAGCAGGGGCCAGAGGAACAAGGGGCAGAGGAAGAAGAGGAAGAGGAGGAGGAGGAGGAGGAGGAAGAGUUGCAAGCGGUCCAGGUGUCAGAAAAAGAAUUUAAUUUUCUGGACUACCUGAAACGUUUUGCAAGCUCAACUGUUGUGCGAGCCUACGUGCUGCUGCUGCGGAGCUACCGACAGAACAGUGCCCACACUAACCACUGCAUUGUCAAGAUGCUGCACCGGCUGGCCCAUGACCUCAAAAUGGAAGCCCUCCUUUUCCAGCUCUCCCUCUUCUGCCUCUUCAACCGUCUGCUUAGUGACCCAGCUGCUGGGGCCUAUAAAGAGCUAGUGACUUUUGCCAAGUACAUCCUGGGCAAGUUCUUUGCGUUGGCUGCAGUCAACCAAAAAGCCUUUGUGGAGCUGCUGUUCUGGAAGAACACAGCUGUGGUUCGAGAGAUGGCCGAGGGCUAUGGCUCUCUGGAUGGCGGAUCUUCCAGUCGCAGACCCCCGGUGUGGAGCCCAGAGGAGGAGGCCCAGCUUCAGGAACUGUACCUCACCCAUAAGGAUGUGGAAGGUCAGGAUGUGGUAGACACCAUCUUGGUGCACCUGAAAACCCCUCGGACACGCAAGCAAGUUAUCCACCAUCUGGUACGGCUGGGACUGGCUGACAGUGUCAGGGGCUUCCAAAGGAAAGGAACCCAUAUUGUACUGUGGACAGAAGAUCAGGAGCUGGAGCUGCAGCGGCUUUUUGAGGAGUUCCAGGACUCAGAUGAUGUGCUAGGUCAUAUCAUGAAGAAUAUCACAGCCAAACGCUCACGGGCCCGAAUAGUGGAUAAGCUGCUGGCUCUGGGGCUGGUGGCUGAGCGGCGGGAGCUAUAUAAGAAACGCCGGAAGAAGCUGGCACCCUCGAGCUCGCCUAAUGGAGAGGAGUCCCUGAAAGAUUUUUGCCAGGAAGAUCUGGAAGAAGAGGAAAUCCUGCCAGAGGAAGAGAGUGAAGAAGAUGAAGAGAAAGAGGAGGACUCAGAAGCAGAGCAAGCCCAGGGUAGCUCAGUGCUUUCAACUGAAAACCUUGGGCAAAGCCUGUAUCAGGAAGGCUUUUCUGCUCCCCUCCUGUGGCUCCAGAACUGCCUGAUUCGAGUAGCAGAUGAUCGAGAAGAGGAUGGCUGCUCGCAGGCAGUGCCUUUGGUGCCGUUGACAGAAGAAAAUGAGGAAGCAAUGGAAAAUGAACAGUUUCAACGGCUGUUGCGCAAGCUAGGAGUUCGGCCUCCUUCCUCUGGGCAGGAAACCUUCUGGAGGAUUCCAGCCAAGCUGAGUCCUUCCCAGCUCCGGAGGAUAGCAGCUUCUUUGAGUCAGCCAGAGGAGGAGCAAAAACUUCGGCUAGGACUAGAACCGAAAGUCCCUGGAGAGCAAAACCCUGAGGAGGAGCACCAAAAGGAACAGCGAGCACAAGCCCUGAGGGCCCUCCAGUUGGCCCGGAAAAAGAAAGCUGGCCCGGUGUCCCCCAGCGGGGAAGGGACCACUGGUGAGAAAGAACAGCUGCAAAUGGUACCCAGGAAGCGACAACUGCUGGACAGCGAUGAAGAACAGGAGGAGGAUGAGGGCAAGAACAAAGCACUAGAGUCCAGAGCUCCAGGAAUCCAAAAGAAGAAACGGUUUCAAAUUGAGGAUGAAGAUGAGAAUGACUGA
This is a messenger RNA of Puma concolor (puma), 3348 nucleotides long. The record is from RefSeq and is a predicted model, not a curated record. NCBI's taxonomy places the organism in Eukaryota, Metazoa, Chordata, Mammalia, Carnivora, Felidae.